CAAUCAUUUAUCAUUUUGUAAACUAAAUUUAGAAUUACAUGCAUGUUGCAAGCCAAGAAAGACUUGGCUUGUAGUAGUCUUUUUUUAGACCCAUAUAUGGGAACAAGAUAAUUUUAGUUAAACUGUAGCCCUUAUAAAAGGGAGAGAAACCAGAAAUAAACCACGCUUUCUUGGAAAAACUCGACAGUUUUGGUGGAGAUGCCGAGUAAGGCUAACUGUGUUCAGUGUAAUAACUAGUUUUUCCAAGGAAAUUUAAUUUUCUCUUUUGAUCAAAAUUGUUAAAAUUUAAGUUGUAAUAAAUUCAUUAGUGCUACUAAGUAAUAUAAAUUAAGUUAUCAAAUUUAAAUUAGUUUUUCUAGUUAAAAAGAGUUGAAUUCAUUAAGUGUUAAUAUCUUGAGUAGUUUUAACUAUAAAUUUUACCAACUGUACAUAUAUAUACACCAUCAUCAAACUCACUGUUUACGUGAAACACAACAAUUUGACUUAUUAAUUGUGAAUAAAUAAGUGUGAAUUAACAAUAGAAUUUACCAACUGUACAUAUAUACACAAUAUAUACACACAUCAUUUUAAACUAAUCUACAUAAAAAAAAGGACAACAAUUACUUCUACAAAGGACACAACAUCCUGGUAGUCUUUACCAAUUGGUCAUAACAUCUGGACGGUUUUACGAUUUCUAUUUAACUAUAAACUACAAACACGUAAGUAGCUAGUUUUACGGAGAAUUUGCAUGUAAAAUAGCAUAGCUAUUGACUAGAAAAUUAAUAUAUUACAAUCGCGAAGAAAAUUAGAGGAAUCAAGAAAAAUCAACUUGACUAUUACUAUGUACAUAUAUUCAAAUCAGAAAAGUCUGAAAAUUUAAUUUACUCUCUUAACUUGUAAGAAAAACCCAGACGGAUUUACCAACUUAUAAAUACUCGUAUUGAGUAAUAGCCCAAAAUAAAUAUAGUCAAUUGAUGCCCAUUAUUUGAAGCCAAUGCCUAGCACCUGCGCAGAUAUCUAUAUAUCAAAAUAUAUCUAAACAGGCAAUUCACAUUGCAGAAAUAAGCUAUUCAUAGCAAAAUUAUACACUUGUCGGUCUUCCUGAACUUAGUUCAGUAUUAAGAUUGAAGAUUGACAAGCUGUGCAACUAUACCUAGUUACAUUUUUUCAUCUGAACUUAGAUUCAGUAUUUUAUUGACACCACAUUGUAUUUUAUUGAGUUACUGAUAAUUUCCACCGAUAAUUUUCUUAAUUUACAAAUUCUUACGAAACUCACUUAAUUCGGAAAUAAAAUUGUAAACCAUUAAUUUUUCAAGAAUUUACGCAGAAUAUAUAUACAUAAAUAAAAAGAAAGAUCUAAUAAACUUGAAAUACAAAUUAAAGAUAAAUAUAGCUAUUCAUCAUCAUAUUGUACACUUGCUUGUCUUCCUGAACUUAGUUUCAGUAUUAAAAUUGAAGAUUAUCAAGUUGUCUUAUUCACAAUCAAUUAGCCUAUUUAACAUUCGCUAAAAAUAACAAUUAUACACUCGUAUAUUUACUGUGCCACAAUACUUGAUACUUUUCCUGAACCUAGAUUCAGUAUACUGCUUGCCAGUAAAAGAGGAGCAUCAAGUAAAUCUAUUUUGUUUUGACAAAAAAAAAACUACUUAAUUAACAAAUAAAGUUCUCCACUCUCGCCAAAUUCUCCUGGAAAUUAAUAAUAGAAAUUUAUAACAUAUAUACACUUAUCCAUGACAAAAUCGGAUGAUAAACUAAAAUUAAAUAUUGUUGUUACCCCACUAAGAAAUCGCAUCUCAUACGGAGGUAAACAACCAAUUACUUUAGUUUAUUCAUAUAAUAGUAAAUUAAUAGUAGAUUGUACGUUAGCUGGUGUACAGUCAACUGAUAGACCUGUACCCCCUAGAUUUAGAUAAAAUAUAACUGAAUGACUGAAACCAAUAAUAAUAUUGAAAUUAAUGCAGUAGCUAUUGCAUUAAUACCUCACCCUCGUUAUAGUGAACACCAACCAGUAGUCGUAUUUUAUCAACAUCAUAACAAAACAGUAAUAGAUUUCACCCUUCUAUGUUACGAAACAAACGACGCUUUAUCAGUCGACAUUAGAAACCUUUAAUCUAUGAAUAUUUAUAGCUAUCCAAUAAUCAAACCUUCAAAAAAUCAAGAUAUAAUUAUCGAAAUAGACUCCGAAGAAGAGGACGAAAUAGAAAUAAUAGCAUCUGAAUUGAUAUUAGUAGUCUCACCAUUGAUUGCUUUUGCUCUCUGGUUCGCCAUACUCUUGAUACGUUUUGCCAUUGAUCAUCACUCUGGCCCAGCGUAAUAGAGUAUCUGUUCUGAGUAACAGUAUGAAUCAGUCAAACUCGCAAUUAACCCAACAAGAAGCGGCUCCAGUUGUGGCAGCUGCUCCGGUUGUAACAACUGGUCCUGCAUUACCCUUACCCAACAUUUCACUAACUAUAAAUUACUUCUCCGGUGACGAUGAUGAAAACAUUAUUGAUUGGUUUCAAACCUUUGAGUUCUCUGCGAAAGCUUUGGGGUGGAGCGAGACUGAUAUGUUCAACGCCAUUCCGGCGUAUUUACAAGGUACAGCUAGACGAUGGUACUAUGCUAUCUCUGGCCAAGUCAUGCCCGAACAUGUACCAACUAAUUACAUAGAUCUGAAAAAUCGUAUGGUCGAAGAUCUUUGUCCGGCGGAUUAUAGAUCAUAUCUCUCGCAAGAACUUUAUAAAGCAACCCAAAAGAUCGGACAAUCUGCUGUUGCUUUUAUUUAUGAAAUGAAUGAACUCUGUCUCCGAAUUCAUGAAAAAACUCCCGAAGUUUUUAUUGUAAGCAUGAUCAAAGAAAAAUUAUUACCCCAAAUUAAAUACGGUAUAGCGCUACAUAAUCCGAAAACAUUACAGGAAUUGGUUGAGAGAGCUCGCUUAGCAGAACGAGCAAUGCAUAGUUGUGCAAAUCCUUUUGAACCACCAAAUAGAGAGAUAAUACAACUACAAACCCAGGUUCAGCAGAUAAAAGAGCGCAUGGAAACUUUCACCAGACGCUGUACUAUUUGUAAAAGACUUGGACACACUGAAGACCGAUGUCACUAUGCAAAUCGAAAUCCAGUGGAACCUAAUCCAAAUUAUAAUACUAACCAAUCUAACCAAACCCACCCUAUUGGGGUUCAACCUUACUCAGUAAUAAAUUAUGGACAUCCUACAAUCAUGAAUGAUCCAAAUUAUCAACAAGUAAUUGCUCAAGCCAAUAAUAAUUAUCAAGCUGCCUUAGCAUCAGGCAAUUAUCAACCAGGACGACCGGCAGUCACGAAUCGUGCUUUUGCAGAAAGAAAGCCACCACAAAAAGAAAAUGAAACAGAAAAUUGGCGUGACAGACCUUCGACCUCGAAAAAAGAAACUGAAGUAAAAACAGCCGAGGCUCCUAAACAAACACGGCGGGGAAGAUCGAGAGAAAGAUCAGCAACUCCUAAAAGAGGACGACCCCCUAGUCGUGGACGUGGACGUGGACGAGGCAAAGCUCCCCAGGUUCGAGUGAUGGCUUAUCAGGAUGAGGAAACGGAAGAAGAACCAGUUUCUGAUUAUGAAUAUGAACCAGAUGACCAAUACAUUGUAAACCCUGUCGUCUUUAUAUUGCAUAAAAAUUUGAUUCAACAAUUUGUCAAAGUAAAUGGAGUAAAAGUCGAUUCAAUGUUAGAUACGGGAUCUGAGAUCUCACUCAUUACUAAAGAACUGGCCGAUAAUUUAAAUUUGAAAGUCAAAAAUUAUGAUGGACCAGUCCCCUAUGCAGCUAACAACAAACCUUUACCAAUAUUAGGUAAAGUCAAAGUUCAAAUGAAAAUCACCGAUGGUUCGAAAGUGGCUGUUAUCGACACUAAGCUACAAGUGGUAAAAAAAUUACCACGUAAAUUCAAAGUAUUAGUUGGACAAGAUUUACUGAGCGAAGCUAAAAUUAAUAUCAAUUGUGGUGAUAAAACAAUCAAGAUUGGAACUGAAAAACAUGUUGAAUUAAUCACUACUGACGACGAAUCUUCGUUACAAUCACCUGAGGAACAGUCACAUCUAGAAAGUGAACAGUCACAUGAAAUUUACGACUUAAACGAUUUUGUCUCUUCUGAUUCGGGCAUAAUCCAAUCUUCAGAUUGUCCUGAAAGUGAAUCAGAGAAUCAUCCUCUGUCAUCAAUUGUGGAUAGAGAACUUCCCUUAAACAUAGAGAGUGGAAUGCCUGGAGGUGUGGAAAAAGAAUUGGUGAAAUUAUGCAAUGAAUAUCGUACAGCUUUUGCUGUUUCAGCUCAAGAAUUAGUAAGAACUAAUCUCUUUCAACACAAAAUCGAAACUGGAAAUCACCCACCUAUUGCUCAAUCACCUUAUUCUCAAAGUGAACAAAAAAGAGAAAUAACAAAACAAACUGUUGCGGAAUUAUUAAGAGAUGGAAUAAUUGUAGAUUCAUUCUCACCUUGGUGCUCUCCUGUUGUCUUAGUAAGCAAAAAAACAGGAGAUUGGAGAAUGUGCGUUGACUAUCGAAAACUUAAUGCAAUCACCGUUAAAGAUUCCUAUCCAAUUCCCAAUAUUAAUGUUUCGUUGGACGCACUUAAAGGUUCGCAAUAUUUUAGCUUAUUGGAUCUUCGAUCAGGUUAUCAUCAGGUUGAACUGGCUAAAGAAGAUCGCCAAAAAAGUGCAUUUGUUACCAGUUUUGGCAUGUAUGAAUAUGUCACGAUGCCCUUUGGCUUAUGUAAUGCUCCGGCUACUUUUCAAAGACUGAUGAACUGUUGCUUAUCAGGUUUAAAAUAUUCGUGUUGUUUGGUCUACAUAGACGACAUAAUAGUUUUCAGUAAAACUAUUGAGGAACAUUUUGUCCGCCUAAAAGCCGUUUUUAACCGGCUAAGGGCAGCUGGAUUGACUCUAAAGCCUGACAAAUGUUUCUUCUUUAAGCGGAAAAUACUUUACUUAGGCCAUAUCAUAAGCUACGCUGGACAAGAGCCUGAUCCAGAGAAAAUACGUGCUGUAAAAAACUUUCCUAUCCCGUUAACAUUGAGAGACAUAAGAGCUUUUGUGGCAUUAUGCUCCUACUAUAGAAAGUUUAUAAAAGACUUCGCUAAAAUUGCUCAACCAUUAACGCAAUUAACAAAGAAAGAAACUCCGUUCGUUUGGGGACAAGAUCAAAUGGAAGCCUUUGAAUAUCUGAAAGCUUGCUUGAUAAGAGCACCUGUGCUAGCUCACUAUGAUCACACCCUAGAAACCCAAUUAAGGACUGAUGCCUCUGAUGUUGGUUUAGGUGCUAUAUUAUUACAAAAACAUGAUGGUAAAUGGAAACCCGUCGCCUUCGCGAGUAGACAAAUUCGUGGAGCCGAAAUCAAUUACCCAAUAUCGGACAAAGAAUGCCUUGCAAUUAUCUACGCGUUUGAAAAAUUCAGGCAUUAUCUGGAGGGGAUCAAGUUUGAAAUUGUAACAGACCAUUGUGCUCUCUGUUUUAUGAGAUCUAAAACUAAAUUACCACCUAGACUCAUGCGCUAUGCCAUGACCCUCCAAUCUUUCGAAUUUACCAUAACUUAUAAAUCAGGGAAAAUUCAUAAGGACGCAGACUGUUUAAGUCGCUAUCCAACUAACGAUCCUGAGUUCAACAGCAUCGGAGAGGAUGAUAAAGAACAAGGAGAUGACAUCUUUGCACUUUUAAUAAGUGAACAAGAAGAUGAAUCUAUCAAUCUAAUGAAUCAACAACGAGAUGAUCCAUUAAUUCAAGCUCAAAUACAACAAUUAAAUGAUAUCGAAAAACUAGAACCAAGAAUUCGGAAUAAAAUCAUUCGAAACCAUAGAUUACAGGAUGGUAUCCUUCAAAGAAAAGUUGUGACUGAAACAGGCACUAACUGGGUUCCAGUAGUCCCGGCUUCACUUAUAAAAACAAUUUUGCAAUCUUACCAUAAUGAUGUCGUUUCGGGUCACUGUGGUCUGUACCAAACAUAUGCGAAACUGAAGCCGAAAUAUUAUUGGCCAAAAAUGUCCAGGGACAUUGCUAAUUACAUCAAAACUUGUGAGGAAUGUCAACGAAAUAAAAAAGGUACUGGGAAUGCAGUUCCACCUUUAAAACCAAUCUACGUGUCUGCUCCUUUUGAGAAAAUCGGAAUCGAUAUAUUAGGUCCUUUACCGCCAUCUGCUGGGAAAGAAUACAUCAUCGUGGCGACUGAUUACUUUACGCGGUGGGUGGAAAUGAAAGCAAUUGCUAAAAAGGACACCAUUAACACGGCAAAAUUUUUGAUCGAAAAUAUACUUUGUCGACAUGGCUGUCCGAAGACAAUCGUGAGUGAUCAGGGCAGAAAUUUUAUAGCAGACACAAUCAAGGAAAUUGCCCUAUUCAUGAAUACAAAAUGGCAGUUGUCAACUACAUAUCACCCACAAACAAAUGGAAUGACAGAACGAGUAAACAGAACAAUUUGUGAAAUGCUGAGUCAUUAUUGUCAAGAAACAAAUCGUCUUCGUUGGUCUCAGAUAUUACCAUUGAUGAACUUUGCCUACAAUACUUCGACAAAUCAGAGUACACAAUUCUCUCCAUUCUACUUGCUUUACGGAAGGGAACCAACUUUACCUAUUGACUUGAAAAUUAAUCCAGAUAAUAGAGAACUGAGACUAUCAGACUAUGUUGAGUUCAUUCAUAAUGAGUGGACAACAGUCAAGGAACAAGCAAGAAUGAACUCUGAUGAAUCGAAAGAAAAGCAAAGUAAAAAUUAUGAAAGAAGGCGCAGGCUAAGAACUUUCAGCAUUGGUGACUUAGUCUUAUACGAGAAACAAGUACGCUCAAAUAAAUUAGACUCUAAAUAUGAAGGUCCUUACGAAAUAAUUGAGAAAAUUGGAGAAACAACGUACUUAGUAAGGAAAGACGAACACUCUGAACCCAAAAGAGUACAUGGAUCCCAAAUCAAACCUUAUUCUACGAUUUCAAGAACUUCAAGAUCACAAAAUAAUUUGAUUCUUUCCAAAAGUGUUAUCUUAAUGAUUUUGACUUUACUUAUAUCGAUUGCCAACCCUUUCGAAUUUGGCGAACCCCUGAUUUGGAAAGAUUCAACAAAUAAAUUUCUGAAAGGAAUCAUUGCAGUUAACCAAACCAUAAUGAUGGUGAAUCCUUGCAAAUCAAUUCCCGAAUAUAAGAGCUAUUUCGAUAAAAGAAUUGGUAUGAUGAGUCUCAACGAAUCAGAUUGUACAUUCGUGUGGCAAAUAGAUAAUCUAACUAAAACUUAUCGUGGAUGUGUUGAUGGAAUAAAAGGCUUCAAACGACCUGUUUGUGACGCGAUGGUUGACCAGCUUUGUUUUCAAUACACUCAUCGGAACGAUAUUUUCUACAUAGCCCGCCAAUCUUGUCUAAAAUACAUUAAUGAGAAAAUGAAUAAAGUCAAAGAACUAUGCACAUCAAUGGAAACUCGAAGUAAUGGCAGACAAAGAAGAGAUUUCGGCGUAUCAGCUGCACUGUUUGGAGCUUCACUUGUUGUCCUUGGAACUAAUGUCCUUUACAACAAUUUCGGUAGUGCUCCAACAGAAGCUGAGGAAAUCACAAAUAAAUUCAUGGAACAAACAUCUAAAAUACUUGUAGCUUAUCAGGCGAAGCUAAUGGAAAUGUCAGCAACUUUAUCAGAUUUAAAGAUAAGAGUUGCUCAAUUGGAAAAUACAACUCUGGAGAACUCGUUUAAAGCAGCCGAUAUAAGUUACGAAAUGAAUCGCUUAAUAUCAACCAUGCAAGAAACAAUGAAAUUUAUUAUAUCACAAGGAACUAUACCUAAAUCGACAUUUGACUUUUUCAACCUCACAUUACCAUGUGGUGCUUCGUGCCCAUUGGAAGAUGUAACAGAUGCUAAAUGUCAAUUUUUGGGAGAAAGUAACGAAACAUGGUAUAUGUCACUCACUUUCAAAGUAAAGGAACUAGAAACUAAUCUGGUAGUACAAAAAGCUGAUGCCUUCACUUUACUUACCAAAGAAGGGAACUCAAUUUGUUUGCGGAGAUAUAAAGGACCACAAUAUAUAGUGGUUAAUACAUCUUCAACUGAAAUCUGCCAGAUUGAUCCAGAGGAAGUCAAGCAACGUUUUCUUGUUCAUUAUCCUAAUUAUUGUGAUAGAACACUCAAUAUAAGUAUUUGGUCUAAUGAAAACUGCGUUGAGAAUUCAAAAUACAAAAUAAGAAAACCUCAAGUUAAAAUGAUAAAUGACCAUUUUUAUAUUUAUUGCGUUGGCCAUAAUAUAACGUUGUUUGGAAACACUAAAACAUGUCCAGAUAAGAUCCUGAAAAUUGCAAUGACGUUGAAUUUCUCUAUUGAUGAUACUCCUUAUACAGUUACACAACUAGCGCAUUUGGAAAAAUAUACUAUGACUUCAAUGUCCAAUUUAAUAAAUUGGAAGUUACUGGACAUUCAACCAGCUUUACAAAAUGAUACGCUAUCUCAUGAUAUAGAGAUAUUGCAAAAUCUGGUCAAGGAACAUAAAGGAGCUAUAGCUAGUAAUUCAUGGGUUGAAUGGAUAAAGAAAAGUUUAAUUACUCUUUCACUUGCAAUCAUAACAUUAUGUUUUGUCUUACUUAUACUGACGAAAUUUAUCUCAACAAUCUGUUAUUGUAUAAGACGACCUGUAGUAUCAGUCAAUAUCUUACCUGAUCAAAAUAAUAGAACACAGAAAGUUAUACCACUAAGUUCUUUAUAUUAGCCAAAAAUAUUAUUAUCAUAACAUGUAGAUAGCGAAUAUAUAUACUAACGUAGAAUAGUUGGCAGUUACUGCUCAAAGCAAAUUGAAUUAUAAUCAUAAUCAAUUAAUUUCAAAAUUUAGGUCCAUACCAAGAUGCCUUAUCAACUAAGACCAAGAGAGCAGAUUCCAAUGCUUGUCGACCUUGAAUCCGAGAGUACGGACGAGGAUGACUUACCAGAUUUCUACCGCGCAACCCGCCAUUUUCAACACUAUGAUGGAAUAAUUGAUUGGGCUGAAUUCAAUCAACCAAGUACAUCCGGUUAUAAUAAUGUACAACAUCAAGAAACAACACAAUCGGAAGCUGAAGAAGAUGAAGACCCUAUGCGAUUGACCGACGAGCAGGUGUUAGACCAAGAAACCAUAAAAGACUUUACCUGUACCAUAUGUUUAGAAAUAGUCCUAGAAAAUUAUCGCUUACAAACAUGUAGUAAUUGCCUGUCUUCCCUUUGCCCUCACAAGUGCCUAAUUAAACAUAAAGAAACGGAACAGAUUAGAAUAGCAGCACUUGCAUAUAGCAAUCCCAAUGAACCCAUUAGGUGUCCCACAUGUCGAGAACCCUUGAUUAAUAGGAAUAGACCUGCUGAAGGACCAAAAUCUAUUCAAAUUUUAGAGAAUUUACUUUGUAAAUGUUAUUUUGAUCCGCAUUGUAGUGAUAUUUUGAAAUUAAUAGAAUAUGCUAAUCAUGUUUCUACAUGCAGAUAUGAUAAAAAUAACUGCUCAAACUGUACCACCAAGAACAGGAGUCAACAAUUUCACCUUGACAUCUGUAUGGAUGAGGUAUUGAAAAUUAGACUAGAGUUAGAAGAGUUACGAUCACUCUUUAAUAGAAGUAUCAUUACACUUUCGGGUCAAAAUAAAUGCCUUGAAGAAAAAGAAUCGAAAAUCAAACAAUUACAGGAAAAAGUUGUUACAUUAGAAGAUGAAAUAGCUCAAUGCAACAUGUCUAAAACACAACCGAUUAUCAAUGAAAACCCUACUCCCUCUACUAGUACAAAUAGCAUCUUGACCAUCUCGAAUCCCAUACGUAGUGCAAAAAAUCACGGUGCCACACACACAAAAUUCACGAUUAAUUACUUAGAUAGAACUUUCCUCUUAGAAGGAAUUUCCUUAAAGGCCCCAGGUUCGGUCUUAAAAGCAGAAAUUGAAAAGAAGUUAGGACAUGAAAUAGGUUCAAUAUUGAGACUGGAUUACACCCCAAUAGAAGACAAUAAACAAAUCUGGCAUCACCAAUUUUGCUACAAACCUGUUGUGAUCACAGCGCUACCGGUAAAUGUUCCAGUCAAACGAGGACAACAACUCUUGGUGGAAAUAAAGGACACUGGUGCAAUUGUUUGAUUAAAAUGUAACUGAGCAGUGGGCUGCUCAGAAAGGCCGUCGGAAUAUGUAAACUAAAUUUAGAAUUACAUGCAUGUUGCAAGCCAAGAAAGACUUGGCUUGUAGUAGUCUUUUUUUAGACCCAUAUAUGGGAACAAGAUAAUUUUAGUUAAACUGUAGCCCUUAUAAAAGGGAGAGAAACCAGAAAUAAACCACGCUUUCUUGGAAAAA
Molecule: messenger RNA, 10229 nt
Organism: Tetranychus urticae (two-spotted spider mite)
Lineage: Eukaryota; Metazoa; Arthropoda; Arachnida; Trombidiformes; Tetranychidae
Source: RefSeq, a predicted model, not a curated record